Actinia tenebrosa (Australian red waratah sea anemone) is the source of this 2151-nucleotide messenger RNA. RefSeq lists its product as uncharacterized. NCBI's taxonomy places the organism in Eukaryota, Metazoa, Cnidaria, Anthozoa, Actiniaria, Actiniidae. Gene Ontology annotation, biological process: regulatory ncRNA-mediated heterochromatin formation; proteolysis. Gene Ontology annotation, molecular function: cysteine-type endopeptidase activity; siRNA binding. The record is from RefSeq and is a predicted model, not a curated record. Gene Ontology annotation, cellular component: nucleus.
AGCACGUGCACGGAAACGAAGUCACAGUUUUACGAGACAAGAAAACCAAAGAAAGAUUUAAAUUUAACGUUUAUCAAGAUGAAUCAAAGAACCAAGAAAGAUACGUAAAGCUGGGAGAGGCCGUUAAAAAUUACGUGCAUGAUGUGUGCCUUUCUGGGAAUUUGAAGCUUUCAAAAAUUGCAAUUCCGGUCGAUGCCGGAAAAAAGGAACCCCAAGGGUUUUACUUCAUAAGCGAAUAUGCUCUUUAUUUUAAAAAGCUGAUUAUUCUUAUGCAUGGUGGUGGUGCAGUACGUGCUGGCCAGUGGUCAAGAAGCUUAAUCAUCAAUGAAAAUCUUGAAAGCGGGACAAUGAUGCCAUAUAUAGAGAAAGCACUCGAGGAAGGCUUUGGUGUAAUUCUUACCAAUGGCAACCAUAAUAUGGACUCUAACGAUAGACCUAUUCAGGGUAGCGAAUCCGCCCAGGAUCACUUUGUUUAUGUCUGGAACAAAUUCAUCAAGGACGCCAAGGCCGAGCACAUCGUGAUUGUUGCACAUAGUUUGGGUGGAGAAGUAGUUCUUCAUGGCCUAAGGGAAAUUGAUGAAGCAAGGAGGCGGAUCAAUGCAGUGGCAUUCACUCACUCUACACACACCACCAUCAAGGAAUCAACAGAAAUUAAAAGAUGGCUCAAAGAGAAUGCAAGAAAUUGGGUGUGUUCUGAAGAACCACUAGACACACCGGUGAAGAUCGACUGUAAAGAUGACUGUGACCAAGUGUCUGCAGGGACGAAUGAACAUACCAUGACGUCUCACCUUGCCAAAGAUUCGGUCUUCAAUUUUUUCGAAGAAAAACUAAGUGCUGCAUCCAGCUUCAUCAAACCUACGCAGUUGACCAGGAUACCUCUCCAGUAUCAGCCGCAUGAACUAGAUUCGGUUUAUAAGAUGACCAGUAGCCCUAGAGGACUUGCUGUGAUUGUCAACAUGAACAACUUUCAACCUAAAGCAAGAGUUCACAACAGGAAAGGCUCAGAAAAGGAUCAACAGGGGCUUGUAAAUUUAUUUGAAGAGCUUGACUUUAGAACCAAAACGCUCGUUGACCUCACUAAAGAAGAACUCUUGAGUGAAUUCCAAGACAUUACCAAGUACCAUUUCGGAGCCUACGACUGCUUAAUUGUCUGCAUCAUGAGUCACGGGGAUGAAGACUAUUUCGUAGCCUGCGACGGAGGAAAGAUCAAAACCCAAAGCAUCCGUGAAAUGUUUAAUAACAAAAACUGCGAGACACUUUGCGGAAAACCCAAGCUUUUUUUUAUCAACACCUGUCGAGGAGAACUCGAAGAUCCUGGAACAGUAGUCAAGGAAAGUGGGUCCAAAUUGUCUGUAAAACCUCAACCCUCGCCAGAGCCAAAAGCCUACACUGCUGUCGAGAAUUGUGGUAGGGAAACUACGGCAGAAAAUGCGGAUAUACUCACUGCAUUCUCCACCGUUGAGGGGUACUGCUCUUAUCGUCAUGAAGAGGAAGGGAGCUGGUUUAUUAGAAGCUUGAUAGAGGUUUUCAGAGAAUAUGCUGGUGUGGAGGAUGUGACGGACAUGCUGAUUCGAGUGAAUAAAGAAGUGAAUUCUAAAGGAAGUCUGGGGAGUAAGCAAGUGCCAGAACCAAGAAAUACUUUGACUAAAAAAGUAUUUUUUUGGCCAGGAAUGAAAUUUAAACAAUAUUGAAAUUUGAACAGUGUUGUCGUGUUGCUCCAUUCAUUCUUCUUAGAACUAUCAAACUUCCAGUAGGACGGACUGCUAACACUGACAUUUUCUCUUAUUAGGCCUAAUUUAGAAUAUGCGGUACCAGUCUGGUCCCCAUAUCUCGUCAAAAAUAUACACGCUUUAGAAAAAGUGCAACACAGAGCUUCUAGAUUAGCGCUUCGUCAAAGAAAAGGGGAAAAGUCCUACGAAGACAUGUGUAAGCAAUUGGGGUGCACCAAAUUAUCUCUUAGGAGGGAAUAUUUAUCUUUAAUAGAGUGCUAUAAGAUCGUCUUUGGUCACAUUCACCUCAAGUUUCACGAUAACUUUGAAGCUUAAAGACCCAUUGCCACUUACCGUGAUGCACCGCGGUCACAAAUGAAUUUCGUGGUCCAUGAAAUUCAAAGAUUCAUAUAUUGAAUAAUAACUUCAUAUUAAAUCCUUU